AUGAAUGCAGACCUCACAGCUGUUAUUAUGACGGGGACGGGGAAAGAAUACGCCUUCUACGACAGGUCAGCCAUUUUGCGGCAGAAGUUCCCGCUGAGUGCGGCGAUGAUGGUGGUCUCCUGUGCGAUGUGGGUCCUCAUCUUCGCCGGCAUUUCAAGGUCACGAAAGAGGCCGACACUGUGGAACCCUGUAAAGAGCCUUUUAGUUCCAUGCAGAGCGAGAACUCCAAGAAGGUGGAGAAUUACCCCGGGGGGAGUAGCUUUGCCUUAUAUUGUCCGAAUCGCGUCGGAGAAGGGUCACACGGAUGAAGUUCCCAACGACUCGAACAUCCCGACCAUCAUCACAGCUGUGUCGUCUGCGCAGUUCUACCAAGUUCAAGGUCUUAUCAAACACCUGAAGGCAAUAGAAGGAUACUAUCCAGAUCUUAACCUCGUCAUUUAUGAUGUUGGGUUAUAUAAAAGAGAAUUUGAGUUGUUGGAAAAAUACUGCAACUGUGUCGUCAGGAGGUUCAUCACCAGCGCCUACCCCAACCACGUUGCCGACUACAGCAACAAUGCAUGGAAACCAAUCAUAUUGCAGACAACUCUAGACGAAUUUGGAUCCAUCAUGUACAUGGAACCGACUGCCAGGUUUAAAGGUCCGGACUCGCUUAAAGUAAUUCGGAACAGAGGCUGGCGGGAUUUCAUGGUGUGGGAUUUGCAGAUUCACGUGGACGUCGUGGCUUAUACAGAUCCGGAGAUGUUCCGGUACCUUGGGGAGGACCGAUGUGCCUUUAAGGAAACCGGCAUGAUUGACACGGACAUAAUGGUUUUGUUCAGGUCAAAGAGGACCUGGGAGCUGAUGAUGAAGCCUUGGUUGAAAUGUGCUUUCAGUGCGGACUGCAUCGCUCCGUCGGGAUCUCGACAUGACGUUUGUUUUCAUAUUCGGAAACCAAAGACAACGGGUUGUCAUAGAUACGAGCAGUCAGCUCUCAGUAUAGUUUUGAAUAGGGCGUUACAAGUGUCGAUUAAGAGAGACAGGUAUAUUCCGCCAAGGAUGACAUAUCAUACAGAAGAGGAGGUGGUUGUAUUCCCAGAGCAGCCGUGGACAAAUACUCAGUUAUAUAUUUUAUUCGGCAUUCCAGUGGGUUUACUUAUUUGUUUCAAAUGUUUGUGUUUUGGAGGGAAAUUUAAGUUCAGGUGAUGGUAAUGGCCAGUUCUUUCUCAGGAAUUAACACAACGAAUAUUUUCGAUCUCAGAAUUGGGGUUAAUUUGGAACACUUGCCAAUCUUUCCGAAUACGUCCAGGUCGGCACAAAAAGAGCUGUUUUUAGUGACUGAGUUUGGUUUUACGCCGCUUUUAGCAAUAUUCCAGCAACAUCACGGCGGUGCUGUUUUUAGUGAAAUGACAUACUGCUAAAACAGCACAUUGCUAUUAAACCAUGAAAGACCUCGCAUACCUAAACAAAUGUAAGUAUUGAAUAUUGCAACCAUCAUUACCAAACGAGAAACUUAAAUAAUACUCGGCUGCAGGAAUCGAUAAGAUGAUUCAACUGGCGCAGAAACCAAGCAUUCCUGAUUGAACCUAUUGAUAUGGGUAUGUCUGUGUGCAAGGAUAGAAUAUGCCUAUUUGUCUUAAACUGGUCUCAGCUCAAAUUUCUAUGAAUCUAGUUGUGAGAAGCAUGUCUGAAUGCGUGUGUUUGAGCAUCAGAGAGAAAGAACGAUUGGUUUACUGAAACCUCCCCGGAACAGGAAAGUUGAGUCCGCAUUUGUUUCAUUUUGGUGAUAUCAGUAGACCAACUAUUUUGAUUUUGUUCCAAGCACCCCAGUGUAGAAUAGUGGUAUGACUGAUGAGUUGUUUAUAAGUAACAGGACUGAAUGUUGACUUUGACAACAGACUGAGCCAAAUGAUUUUUAUCAUGGAGUCACUAUUCAUGAGUUAUCCUUAUGUGACUGUGAUAAGAACAUCUGCUUGCCAUAAAAAAUCACCCCACAUCUGAACCUAUACACUUUAUUUUGAUUCAUAAUAAAUCAUGACCAAUGCA
Haliotis rubra (blacklip abalone) is the source of this 2022-nucleotide messenger RNA. RefSeq lists its product as uncharacterized. The record is from RefSeq and is a predicted model, not a curated record. NCBI's taxonomy places the organism in Eukaryota, Metazoa, Mollusca, Gastropoda, Lepetellida, Haliotidae. The transcript has 5 exons. The coding region runs from base 1 to 1182 and encodes 393 amino acids.